AUUUGGCAUAUGCUUUUUAAUAAUACAGUAAUGAUUAUAUUCUUCGUUAUAUAGUGCUAAAUAAUAUUAAAUAACUGUACGAAAGGUGCUUUAAAAAUAACUUUUCCUUGUCUUAAAAUGAAAGAAGCACGUGGACUGCUGACACGUGCGGUCGCAGAGCAGCCGGCGAUGCCUGAGAUAUGCUUGUGUCUCAAUCCGGUUCCACCACCCCCAAAACAAAUGUGGUCAAAGGUAUCAGCCCCUGCAUACAUCGCCUCUCACCAGUUUCACGGUGUCUUGUUAGACUUGAAACUGACCGACAGACAUGAAGUCUGUGGAGGAGUCUGUCAGCUCCGUCCACUUCAACAGUUUGUCGGACGAUUCAAACGUGGUCAGAUCUUAUGUGAAUAAACUAAGACAAAAGGCCGAAAAAGAAGUGGAGCCACAACAUGAUGUCGAUCUGAGGGACUCGUCCUUAAUUAAGUUUCUAAGAGCCAGAGAUUUUGAUAUCGAUUUGUCGCUUAAGCUGUUCCUGAACUACCACAAAUGGAGAUGCGAGUGUCCAGAGAUUACGGGCAACUUAUGCCCUACUUCAGUCCUGGGCCUGCUCCAGAACCAGUACCACGGUGUGCUGAGCUCCAGGGACACCAGCGGGAGUAGGGUUCUGAUCUACCGGAUUGGUAAGUGGAACCCGAAGGACUUCAGUGCCUAUGAAGUGUUCCGUGUCAGCCUCAUCACGUCCGAGCUGAUCGUCCGUGAGACUGACACGCAGCGGAAUGGGCUGAAGGCCAUCUUCGACCUGCAGGGCUGGUGUUUUGCUCAUGCCCUGCAAAUUAACCCCUCGUUAGCCAAGAAGAUCUCAGCGGUGCUUACGGACUCCUUCCCUCUGAAGGUGCGCGGCAUCCACCUCAUCAACGAGCCCAUUUUCUUCCGGCCAGUCUUCACCAUGCUCAAGCCUUUCCUGCCUGACAAGAUCAAGCAGCGGAUCCACAUGCACGGUGGCUCCUUCGCACGCAGCCUGAGUCAGCACUUCCCUGCGGACAUCCUGCCCCCCGAGUAUGGAGGCAGGGGGCAGGACCUGGACGGGGUGUGCGCCGAGUGGACGCAGUUCAUCCUGAGUUCUGAGGACCAGCUCCGGCAACUUUCCCUGGGCGGUGCUGCCAGAGACGGCGACCAGGCGGGCAGCUUGCUUCAUCUCCCCAGGGAAGGCAGCAGGCCAGUGGGCUUGAGCAACAGUAGCAGGUAGCUUCUCCCCAGACCACACCCCCAGGACAUCCCCACCAAUGAGGGAACACCAGCAGCAGGUAGCUCCUCCCCAGACCACACCCCCAGGACAUCCCCACCAAUGAGGGAACACCA
This is a messenger RNA of Paramormyrops kingsleyae, 1338 nucleotides long. Lineage: Eukaryota; Metazoa; Chordata; Actinopteri; Osteoglossiformes; Mormyridae. The record is from RefSeq and is a predicted model, not a curated record.